AUGGGUCUUGUCCCCCAGCUGACAGUCACCCUGUUCUGCCUCCUAGCAUGUACCGGCACCUUCGUCCGUGGCUGCAACGAUGCCUUACAAGAAAUCAUCAAUGAUCUGAAUGUGCUCUCAAGCCAAAAGACUCCAUGUGCUGAGCUGGCUGCUGCAGACGUCUUCGCUGCCCCCAAGGUAAGAGGCUGCUCCCUGGUCUUCCUCGGCCGAUGGGCCGCCUGGGGAGGGGGGAUCCUCCAGCAUUUAAACAAGAAACUGUCGACAGUGGUGGCGAACUUUGGCAUGCGUGCCGCAGACACAGCCGAGAAGCUGUGCCAGGCUGUGACAGUGCUGCAUCGCACAUCCUACCUCGGGGUGGGGCUUUCGUGCCUGAACAGACACAGAGAAUCAGUCUUUCUGGUUCUCCUGAAGAAGGUCUACAGGAACCUCAGGAGCAUGGUUCAGCCGAACUGUUCUGUGAGUGAACUCAAGCAGACGACGUUGAAAGACUUCUUGGAAAACCUAAAAACGAUCCUGAAAAAGAAAUACUCAGAGUGUUGA
Molecule: messenger RNA, 540 nt
Organism: Heterocephalus glaber (naked mole-rat)
Lineage: Eukaryota; Metazoa; Chordata; Mammalia; Rodentia; Bathyergidae
Source: RefSeq, a predicted model, not a curated record